GGGUUUUCCCGCAUGCUUGGUUUCACGUUACACCGGCGGCGGCGGAAGUGAACGUGUUGAAGGGACCAAGAUGGCCGCUCCCUAUGUGACCGAUGAAUCCGGAAAAUACAUAGCAUCCACUCAGCGUCCGGAUGGUACAUGGCGGAAACAGCGGAAAGUGAAGGAGGGCUAUGUGCCUCAAGAAGAGGUUCCUGUUUAUGAAAACAAAUAUGUAAAAUUCUUCAAAAGCAAGCCUUCACUUCCUCCAGGCCUGAGCCAUCAAGAGCCCCCUGCUAACAUGACGCAGCAGUCCACAAAACCAGAAACAGAAACCGCCCUUUCUAAGACGGCCAAAAGGAAUAUGAAGCGCAGUCAGAAAAGAAAACAAGAUAAAGGUGAGCGGGAGCCAGUGGAAGAAGCCAGGCAGGAACUGGAGAAGGUUAACAUUUCUGAAACCACAGAAGCAAAGGACAAAACGACCGACGAGAACCCAGCAGCUGAGAAGGCAAAGAAACUCAAGAAUCUCCGUAAGAAGCUUCGACAGGUGGAGGACCUACAGCAAAAAAUAGACUGUGGAGAGAUUAAACAGCCAUCCAAAGAGCAGUUAGACAAGCUGUCCAGGAGGAAAGCUUUAGAGGAGGAAAUUGAAGACCUAGAACUGGACUUGUAGAACUCUUCAAAUAAGUAGUAGCAGAAGGCAUUUAUUGUGGGCUAGAUUUCCUGGGGACAUGUUUGGCAUUUUCUGUUUACGUCAUUUCUUGUUCACUUGUUUCAUUGUAGUUUUCCUGGGAUAAAAUCUGAGAAUUGUCCAGGAGAUAACUUUUUUAGAUUGCCCACAGGACAUCUGAUCAUUGGAUCUUAUUUGCCAUCAGUUUUUAGACCUCUGCCACUUAAAGGAUAAGUUCACCUUUUGACAAAAAAUAAUACAUGCACAUUUUUUUUUUUUGCGGGU
Rana temporaria (common frog) is the source of this 931-nucleotide messenger RNA. It is a transcript of the gene PYM1, whose product is annotated as PYM homolog 1, exon junction complex associated factor. The transcript has 3 exons. Bases 71 to 649 code for a protein of 192 amino acids. Gene Ontology annotation, molecular function: RNA binding. The record is from RefSeq and is a predicted model, not a curated record. Gene Ontology annotation, cellular component: exon-exon junction complex; cytoplasm. Gene Ontology annotation, biological process: exon-exon junction complex disassembly. NCBI's taxonomy places the organism in Eukaryota, Metazoa, Chordata, Amphibia, Anura, Ranidae.